This is a messenger RNA of Paramecium octaurelia, 757 nucleotides long. The record is from the annotation of a GenBank genome assembly. NCBI's taxonomy places the organism in Eukaryota, Ciliophora, Oligohymenophorea, Peniculida, Parameciidae.
AAUGGGCAGAAAAAAGAUUUCAAUAACUAAAAUAGAAGACAGACAAUAAAGAAAUGUAUGUUCUUAAAUAUGGUUUAGAUUACAUUUCAUAAAAGGAAGAUAGGUUUACUAAAGAAGGCAUAUGAAUUGGCUUCUUUGUGUGGUGUUUAAAUUUAUAUGGUUUUCAAUGAUCUAUGUAAGAAAUCGGCUAAUCUUUAUUUUCUUAGAGGGAAAUGCCAUUCAUUUUAGAACCGAAGAAUUAAAUUAAAUUGAAAAUAACGAUAAAAAGAAGUAUUUAUUGACUCCAAAGGAUGUAAAAUAUUAAUUCUUACAUCAGUACCCUAAAUUUGUCACUCGUUCUAAGAAUAAAGUGAAUGCUCAGUUAAAAGAUUUGCCUAUAACACCAUUAAAAUUAGUCACAGAUCUAAUGAUAAAUGAAGAGCCAUUAAUAUCUCGUUAUUCAGUUUAAAGUAGGCAAUUUUUCCCAAUUUAUAAACCAAAAACUAAUAAACCUAUAAUUGAAAAUAACACAUGAAUAAUAAUAAUAUUUAAUUGAAUUAUAAAUAUAAAUAGCAAACUCGAUGGAUGUGAGAAGAAUCUUAAAAAUAGGACUUUGAGAAUUACUCUCAAUCUAAAAUGUAGAUGAAAACUUUUAAUUAAGUUAAGAUAAUGGAUGUAAUAAAAAAUUAACAUUAUUAGAUUACUAUGGUAAUGCAAAUAAUUUAUAAAAAGUUUUGAUAUUCUCCCAUCUUCAAAAUUAUCUAAAAAUAAGGCAGAA